This is a messenger RNA of Impatiens glandulifera, 1387 nucleotides long. RefSeq lists its product as uncharacterized. Gene Ontology annotation, cellular component: nucleus. The coding region runs from base 54 to 1172 and encodes 372 amino acids. The record is from RefSeq and is a predicted model, not a curated record. Gene Ontology annotation, biological process: regulation of DNA-templated transcription. Gene Ontology annotation, molecular function: RNA binding; transcription coregulator activity. The transcript has 3 exons. NCBI's taxonomy places the organism in Eukaryota, Viridiplantae, Streptophyta, Magnoliopsida, Ericales, Balsaminaceae.
AAUUAGGGUUUGCUCAUCAAGCUUCGAGAGAGAGAGAUAGAGAGAAUCUGAGGAUGGGUUCGCGAGAGAAGGAUCAAUAUGCGCCGCAUCAGCCUUUGCUUAGCAGCCUCAUCGUCCGGGCUACUGAAAGCGUCGGGGUUGAUGGUGGCGCGGCCGAAUAUGAACCUGGCGAGGUUCGUCCUGAUCCACCGUCUUCUUAUUCUCGCCCUGGUCGAUUCUCCGAAAAUAAUGGGUAUAGAAUUCGGGCAGGUUCUGGAUCUCCUCCUCCGGUCAGACCCAGAGGUGGUUCUGGAUCUCCUCUUCCGGUCAGACCCAUCGGUGGCCAUCGUUUCAGUCAUGAGUUUGAUCAUUCAGGUGGACCAACUCGAAGCCGUGGGUAUGGUGGUAGGAGAUCUCCACUUCCUCCACGUAGACAUCGCGACUACUCACCACCUAUGCGAAGUCGUACAAGAGGUGAAAACAAGUUUGUGGGAAAUAGAGGAUUUGAUGGAUCUGGAUUUGGUCGAGGUUCAUAUAGAGGUGGAGAUGACAUGGCUAGAAACAAUCCUAAUAUGCGACGGAGAGGGGAUUGGUUAUGCCACGAUCCUUUAUGCAACAAUCUGAAUUUCGCCAGAAGGGAACAAUGUAACAAGUGCAAGAUUCCUCGUUAUCCUCCUCCAAGAGGAAGGAGUCCUCCGAGAAGGGGAUAUCCUGGCCCUCCAUCUCCCCGUCAUCAAACUGGCCGUCCACUCAAUAGAUCCCCAGUCAGACCUUUAAUCGGACAUAGAUCCCCAGUCAGACCUUUAAUCGGACACAGAUCCCCUCGCCCCUCUCUAAGAGACCAACCUCCCAGAGACUUACUCAUCGGAGGUCAUCCUCCAUCUCAUGGACACGAAACCCCCAGAUUUCACGAUCACCAAUUGCGCAGAGAUCGUUUGGAUUUCCGUGAAGACGAACAUCGAGAAAGAAAUAAGCUCGAUAGAUCGAUCACGUCAGACUGGGCCCGCAGGGAAGCUUCAUCGCCGACCCGUGACAAGUGGACACAUCAUGAUACGAGACAAAGGAGCCGAUCUCCUAACCGAGGUGGACUUCCGAUAAAGGAUGGUGAUCAUCAUCGGAGGGAUUUGUACGUUGAGAGGAGGCGUGAAGAUAGACAUGGCGUGAACCAGAAUCAUCAUCAUCAUCGCAAAUAGACUAGAAGGAUUCCUUCUCCCUAUUUUUGCUUAAUGUUGUUUGUUUAGUGAUAUUUUGGUUAAACGGGGCUGACUGUCUUGGAUGAUGUUUGGUCUGUUCUAUUUUUUUCUCCAAUGGCGGAGGCGGCUAGAUUGAAGACUGGUACUCUGUACUGUUUGGGUCUUUGGGUUUUCCUAUGCUUUUUUUUUUACUAUAGAAGAUGGUUUUCUUUUAA